This is a messenger RNA of Arabis nemorensis, 378 nucleotides long. NCBI's taxonomy places the organism in Eukaryota, Viridiplantae, Streptophyta, Magnoliopsida, Brassicales, Brassicaceae. The record is from the annotation of a GenBank genome assembly.
AUGUGGAGGCUUAAGAUCGGAGCUGAGGCCAGAAAUGAUCAUUACUUGUUAACCACCAACAACUACGUCGGGAGACAGGUUUGGGAGUUUGAUGCACCUGCAGGCUCUCCUGAGGAACUUGCCGAGGUAGAUGCGGCUCGCCAAAAUUUCGCGGACAAUAGGUUGCGAUUCAAGACUAGUGGUGAUCUCCUUUGGCGCAUGCAGUUUCUAAGGCAGAAAAAGUUCGAGCAGAAGAUUCCACGAGUGAUAGUAGAUGAUGCAUCGAACAUAAAGUAUGAGGAUGCGAAGAGGGCACUGAGGAGAGGGAUACUAUAUCUCGCGGCAUUGCAGACUGAUGAUGGACAUUGGCCUGCUGAAAAUUCUGAACUUACCAUUUAA